This is a messenger RNA of Scedosporium apiospermum, 1014 nucleotides long. RefSeq lists its product as uncharacterized. The transcript is spliced from 3 exons. The coding region runs from base 1 to 1014 and encodes 337 amino acids. NCBI's taxonomy places the organism in Eukaryota, Fungi, Ascomycota, Sordariomycetes, Microascales, Microascaceae. The record is from RefSeq and is a predicted model, not a curated record.
AUGGCACAGUCCAGAGUCGGUCAGACCAAUGAAGCAGACGGAGAUCUCGGCAAAGAUAACCCAUUCGAAGACGCCUUUCGGGGACACGAGGCCAUUAGACCUCUUGAGCAGUAUUACUCGGAGUUUAAACGACAGUACGGGUAUCCCGAAGAGAAAAUGGAUAACCUCGCCUGCCCGGUACACAAAUGGCGCCCAGAACUCUACAGGUCCAUCACGAAUAGCUCCUGUCAAGGCUACGGGUUCAAGGCCGUUGGAUCGCUGAACGAGCACAUCAAGCGGUGUCAUAAGCCUGCUGAACUCGAAGACACGCCUAAAAAAAGGGGUGCCGCCAAAUCCGAUCUUCUCAGACUACUGGACAAGGAUGUUUAUCGUAAGUGGGAUGAGGCACCACCCAAAAGAAUCGGGGUAAAAUGCCCAGAGGACUACAACCGGCACGCCUGGUGGGACAUUUGUGUAGCCUUGGACCUUGUUAGCUCGAAACCCGAUCCACUUCCCGAGAAAGAUCACUUGGCUUUCCCUGGCCCCGGAUGGAGCGACUUACGUCUUUUCCUUGGUCACCUUAUUGGACGCGGUGUGGUCUUUGAGGUCACCUUCCCGAGGAGGCACAAUGCCGCGGAAGCACCUCGGCUGGAACUGCCAGAUAAUUCCAGGGACGAGAUCCCAGACUCCGCCGAGGGGUGGCUAGUUCCUCCUGGAUACAGAACUGCCGCAGAGGAGCUGAACCCCCGACCCGAUGAUGGCACGAAAUAUUCGCCAGGCGUCGGUCGAUUCGACUCGGCAUACCACUCAUAUGACGCUGACGGAGAUUUUAUGAGAGAAGUUUAUCCUCCCACCGGACCAGUUUCCGGUCAGCGACCAGCCCUGAACCUGGGAUGGAUUGAGGACUUUACCUCGACCAUGACCGGAGUGGGUGGAGUGGGCGGAGCACCACCGGCUUUGGAUGUGGCUAUUGACCCAAGGGUUUUGGUGUUGGAUCCAGUCCCGAUAGAUGAAGACAGCUUAUGGCAACCUUGA